GCUGGUGAGCGACGCCAUCUUGUCGAACGCCGCCCCGGGGCCGCCAUGUCGGUGAGGAGCAGUCACCGCCACGGCCACUGUCCAAACCCCUGCGUCGCGGCGCGCUCGCCCGCCCGCUCCCGAGCCUCGGCCGCCGGCGGCGAGUAGAGACUAGCGUGGCGGCGCCGGCCGCGGCCGCGCCCGUGUUUGCAGAGAGCCCAUCUCUCUGGCGUGGUUGUUAACAGACUGGAAAGUCUGUGUCUGUGUCGCUCACUAGUAACCGUGAGUUUUUACCGCCUCGUUACGGCGGGCGGCCGGGGUCCCGCGCCCCGCAGACCGGCCCGCAGCCCCGCCCCGCUCCUGACCAAACAUGACAGACUGUGAACACGCAGGGCGCGGCAGAGAAGAUGGUGAAUUAGAAGACGGUGAAAUUGAUGAUGCAGGAUUUGAAGAAACACAAGAACAGGAAGAGGAUGAGAAGCAGAAAAAUGAGAAAGCCUACAGAAAAUCAAGAAAAAAACACAAAAAAGAAAGAGAAAAGAAAAAAUCCAAAAGGAGAAAACGUGAGAAACAUAAGCAUAAUUCUCCAUCUAGUGAUGACAGUUCAGACUACAGCCUUGAUUCAGAUGUCGGACAUACAGAAAGUUCCCACAAAAAAAGAACUGGUUUCUACAGGGAUUAUGACAUUCCAUUUCCUCAGCAUGGGCACAUAUCAGGAAGCUACGCGACAUCAAGGAGGAGUCAAUAUAACAAAAAAUUUAAAAGUAAAGAAUAUGGUGAGUACAGUACCUACAGUGAUGACAACUUCGGUAACUACAGUGAUGACAACUUCGGUAACUACAGUCAGGAAACAGAAGAAGAUUUUGACAGUCAGCUCAAACAUUACAGACAAGCUAAAGAACCCUCCAGUAUUGCUUUAGGAUCAUCAUUUUUUAAAGAACCAGGGAAAAAACAAAGAAUGAAAGGAAUUCAGCAAGGUACUGAACAGAGGCUUAAAAGUUUUAAUGUUGGUCGUGGACGAGGUUUGCUGAAGAAAAUCAAACGCAAAGACCGUGGGGGAAGAGUCAGUAAAGGGCCCAGUAUGUUUUCAGGAAUGGAUGACUUUCAAGAGUAUAAUAAACCAGGGAAAAAAUGGAAGGUGAUGACUCAGGAAUUUAUUAAUCAGCACACAGUGGAACACAAAGGAAAACAAAUCUGUAAAUACUUUCUGGAAGGGAGAUGUAUUAAGGGAGAUCAAUGUAAAUUUGAUCAUGAUGCAGAGUUGGAGAAGAGGAAAGAGAUCUGCAGAUUUUAUUUACAAGGAUAUUGUACGAAAGGGGAGAACUGUAUUUACAUGCAUAAUGAAUUUCCAUGCAAGUUCUAUCAUAGUGGAGCAAAAUGUUACCAAGGAGACAAGUGUAAAUUUUCACAUGAUGAUUUGACAAAAGAAACGAGGAAACUUUUGGACAAAGUGUUGAACACUGAAGAGGACCCCACAAAUGAGGAUGAAAGAGAGUUAGAGGAACUUAGGAAGCGUGGCAUAACCCCUCUUCCCAAACCACCUCCAGGAGUGGGGCUCCUGCCAACCCCAGCAGAGCACUUUCCCUUUUCUGAUCCUGAAGAUGACUUUCAGACAGAUAUCUCUGAUGAUUUCAAGAAAAUCCCAUCUCUUUUUGAAAUAGUUGUAAAACCUACUGUGGACUUAGCACAUAAGAUUGGGAAGAAACCACCAGCAUUUUAUAGCAGUGACUCGCCACCAGGACCACAGUAUCAGGAAAGCAGCCCACAUCCUCAGCAUAUCUACAGUUCUGGGUCAAGUCCAGGUCCCGAACCUAAUAUGUCUCAGGGACACAGUAUUCCUGUGAUGCACUCAGGCUCCCCUAGACAUCAUCCAUGUGCAGGACCUCCUGGCCUACCAGUGCCACAGAGCCCACCUUUGCCACCCGGUCCACAUGGAGCUGGAGUAAUUGUUCAACCAGAUGCAUCUUUGACAGUACCAAGUAUGAGUGGUGCUUACCAUUGUCCGGGCUUUCCAGAACACAUGAUGAAAGUACCCAGAGAGAAUCACGGUUCUCCAGGCUCAUCACACCUGCAAGGUUCUGGUGAAAUGCAGCUCAACACCAGUUAUGAGUCCCUACAAAACCCCGCUGAGUUUUAUGAGAAUUACUAUUCUCAGCAUGGUGCACCUAAUUUUCAGCCACCCACUAACUCUAGUGAUGGGAUGUGGCAUGACGAGUUUGCUCAGCAUCAGCCUCCCAUUGUUCAAGACUCACCUAACCGUGGGAGUGGGUGUGAUGGCAGCAGCAGCAUGACAGGCCAUGACCCCCUGCCUGCACCAGGCCUCCUCCCUGCAGUGCAGAGAGCUCUUUUUGUCAGACUUACUCAGAAAUACCAAGACGAUGAAGAACCAAGCAGCACCCACCCUCACAGGGCAUCUAGCAAAGAAGAAGAUGAUCCUGUUAACUGGUAUUCCAGUAGUGAAGAGGAUGAAGGGAGCAGUGUCAAGGCAAUCCUGAAAACGUUACAGAAACAAACAGAAACUUUAAGGAGUCAGCAGCAGUCUUCCUUGGAACUUGGCACUCCUACUGAUCCAAGACUUGCUAAAGAGAAGAGUAAAGGUAACCAGGUGUCUGACCCUCGACUUAGGACCAUCCCAAGACAAGACAUUAGAAAGUCUUCUGAGUCUCCCGCACAGGGUCUCAGACUCGUGUGGGAUCCCAGGAAACCAAGAGGAAACGGAAGUGGGCAGGUGAGCUCCUCUGCUGGCGCAGCAAAGUGCGAUUUACAUCAUGCACAUUCUGGCGCUAACAUCAAACACAAGAGAGGAGAUGAUGAGGAAGAGGACACAGAACGAGAACUGAGAGAAAAGGCUUCCUUAAUACCCCUGGACUCUCCCCCCGGGGCAGUGCUCCAGGACCCACGGUCGCAGCUGAGGCAGUUCAGUCACAUUAAAAUGGAUAUCAUACUCACCAAGCCCAAUUUCGCAAAACACAUCGUGUGGGCUCCAGAGGACUUACUUCCAGUCCCUUUACCAAAACCGGACCCCGUCUCUUCAAUCAGCUUACCUCUGCCCCCUCUUAUAGCUGACCAGAGGCUAUGGAAUUCGAAAAGCGAUCUCCAUCAAAGCAUAGUUCCCCUGGAUUCAAAAUUGGCAGUCAAAGCCAAAAUUAACACAACAAGCAGAGAAGGCUACCUGGAACCAUUUGGGGACUUGCACAGCUCAGCAAGUAAAUUGGGAGACCCCAGGCUACAAAAAAAAUGUGAUCCGAGACUUCACAGACUGCACAACACAGUGUCUCAGCAAGCAGUUACGAAGGAGUCACAUACACCAAAGUGUGCCCCUCACUUGGCCAGGUCAAGCCCUGGUGCAUCGCAGCCCUCGGCGGCAGUAACCAGCAACUCUGGGCCUGGGGUUUUGCCUCCCUACACUCCUAAACUGUCGCCUUCAGCUGGUGUUCCACUGGGGACUCCAAGUUCAGUUCUCAGUGGUAUUAGUUUGUAUGACCCUAGGGAGCCUGGCUCAUCAUCUGCACCAGAGCCAGCAACGGAAAAUGCAGAGAACCAGAAAAAAAGUGGUGGUUUAAAAGGCAGUGACAAAAAUGAGCACGCUCCUGGAGAAGCAGCCCUGCCACAGAAAACCACUGCCGACGCGGAGGCCACUGUCCAUGGGCCAGCCGACGCACCGGCCCAUGUCCCCAGCAGCUCCUGUGCAGGCCAGGUCCCCGCAGUGCACAGCCUUCCUGUACAGGCGUUAGCAGGCUUAAUGAGACCCCAGUACAGCGAUCCCAGGCAGUCCAGGCAGCUGGGACAGCUGAGCCCCACCCCAGAGGAUAACCCCAGUGGGGAAACAGAUGACAAAUCUCUGAAAGAGGUUUUUAAAACUUUCGAUCCAACUGCUUCACCAUUUUGCUAGCUACUGUGUAAUUAAGCAGUUCUUUUCAGUCUCGUGACCAUCGCAGUCCUCGCUGUUUUGUAACUGGUUUACCUCUAUAGUUUAUUUAUUUUUAAAUUAUGAACACUUUUCAGCUGCUAGUAUCAGAACCACAUGAAGUUAUAUCCUCUAAAGGCUGUGGUAUUUUAUAUAAUAUUUUUAUAAAUUUAAGAGACUGUAGCAAGUGACAUAGAAACCUAUAUAUCAUGUUAGCUUCAGUAAAAAUACUUUUUUUGUAAAUAAACCAUCAUGAACUGGACACUCUGCCUGAAUAUAUGCCAGUUGUCUUUCUUAAUCAAUGUUUAGAUAAAUGAUUACCACUUUUAUAUGGUUGUUCAUUUCAAGCAAUAUGAUGUAUAUUACUUUUGGGAAACAGUAUUUUGACUAGGAUCCUUUCUGUCAACACAUAACUGCUAACAAAAAUGUAAAAUGAAAUAAAACAUUUUAAAUCAUAGCAGAACAGUUCAUAUUUAAGGGCAUCACUUUUAUUAAUGUGGGCAAUAUUACUUGUGUAAAUGAAGCAUUUGAAUGUCAUAUCUUUUAAAAAAUAUUUUAUUGUAUCAUAGAAGUUAGAGAUAUAUAAGUAGAUUGUUUUGCUGAAGUGAAAAUUCGCAAGUUCUCUGACAUACCUUUUUACAGUUAAUUUUCAUAUUAAAUAGUUAUGAGUUACUGCUGUCACCUGGUGAUGUUUAUGUGUGCUCAUGUGUUUUGUCUUUAGCAGCAUAAUUUAUAUUACUUUUUCAAAUGAUGUAGCUACAAUAAUUGUAUUCAUCAUGACCUUGGCAAUUUUUACAAACUCUUAAAGAUUCAGUGAAAGUCUAUCGUGAUUAUUGCAUUGAUAAUGUUUUAAGUGUCCAGAUUCCAUAUUUUUUUAAAUAGCAAGAAAACACAGAGAUAUUGUGGUCAACUGUGUGGCUGCCAAUAAAAAACUUUCAGAUCUCA
This is a messenger RNA of Myotis myotis, 4831 nucleotides long. It is a transcript of the gene ZC3H6, whose product is annotated as zinc finger CCCH-type containing 6. The transcript is spliced from 12 exons. Gene Ontology annotation, molecular function: metal ion binding; RNA binding. Lineage: Eukaryota; Metazoa; Chordata; Mammalia; Chiroptera; Vespertilionidae. Gene Ontology annotation, cellular component: nucleus. Gene Ontology annotation, biological process: negative regulation of DNA-templated transcription. The record is from RefSeq and is a predicted model, not a curated record. Bases 350 to 3871 code for a protein of 1173 amino acids.